CAUUUAAUGUGUGCCAUGCAAUUCACCAAGUAAUCACUGUUUACUAAAUACUUUGGGGUCUAUUAUUAGCCGCGCUAUCCACAUUUUUCCACAAAUAGGCCCAACUGUUACACUUUCAUAAAAAAGUUGGACGUGCAUUUAUUGGAGUAUGUGCAGACGCAGAUGUACACAUUUCAAGCUUUAGAAUAAAAUGGUUUACCAUAUAUGAUCAUAAUAGAAUCAAAGAAGAGCAAAGCAACAAAUUAAUAACACUUAUCUGGUGACACAUACAUUCAUAUUAUCUGAGAACAGGACUGAAUUAGGAGAGAAUAAAUUAAUUUGGAUAUAAAGCAGUAUCACAGGAAAUGAUUGGGUCUUAAACUGCAUGCUAAAUUGCACUAACAAUAACACUGUAUGCAGACUGUGCUAUAUGAAAACAAGCGGUACAGCUAUCAUGUGCGCACUGUGCAGAUAAUAACGGUCAUUUUUGGAUCUGAAUUUGCAAAGGGUGAAUAAGGGAUAUUUUGCUGUAUAUCAGUGAAGUAGGAAUAAAACCAUUAAUAUAAAAUGUUCCACAUAUCCAUGUACAAGUGAGACUCAAGAACUAAUACUCUACAUUAUGUAUCAUCAUACUGAUUAAAAUAUGAUAACCAAAAUUUGAAAUGGCAAAAUGUCCAAAAAUAUGGCUGUUAAAUGGAUUUGUAUAUAUACUAAUGAUACUAGAUGUUCUAGCUAACCUAUAUGAUGUAUUAACUCUUGAUCCUUCUUCAACUGUUACUGACUUAACAUCCAGAAAAAUUUCAUCUUGCGGUGGUAUUGAUUUUAAAGCAUGGAUGAUUUUUCCAAUUAUUUAUCGCAUGUUUAUAGUACUAGUAUUAAAUUGUGCAUUUCAUUGGAUAUGUUCUUCUUUCGAAUUUUGGGUUAUUGGAUGGUUUAUGUUUCCAUAUUUUUUAAGCAUUGGAACAAUCCACUAUUUUAUCAUGAUAUGCCAUGAGGUAAUAUAUAAAGUUAAUAGUCUUUUAUACAUUCAAUUGUUCAUUGCACUAUUUACAAGCACAUUUAAAGUAUUGAUACUUGGGUAUAUAUUAUAUCAGAUUCGUAGACGUUAUUAUGUUAAUAAAAAAUUAUAUGAAAAGUUGAUCAAAAGAUAUAAAGUUACAUAUGCCAUGUACAUUGUGGCAUACAUUUGGCUUAUCACUGUGACAGGACUGUCCCUUCUUACUAUUGACUAUCCUAAAGCAGUCAUGGAGCAUUUGGACAAAUUUGAGCUGUACUUUGUAAAGAAAGGAGCAAUUAAUAAUGGUAAUAAAAUGAGUAACAACGUUAGUAUGGCUGAAGACUGGACCAAUGGGGCUUAUAUAAUACCCAGGAAAGACAUUUUGCAUAUAUCUGGUUUGGAAGUCGUAAAAUCAGAAGAUAACUUCAUCGAUGUAACAAUCACUUGUCAUAACGUGACAAUAUAUGAUAUUCCGAAAGAAUUCAACAAACUUUGUGAUGACUGCAAUGAUGAAAUUAACAUUCACUAUCAAUUGAUAGUUGCAGACACAAAGGCAUUUUACAAGAAACCUGUUAUACAUUACUACAUUACAAUUAGAAGUUUAAAUGGACCAAACCUUCAAUGGAGAUACCUGGAUAUGUUAGAUACAUAUUAUGAUAUAUAUGUCCUUUUACAAAACAAAGACCCUGCCCUGGACAUUCAUACAAAACAAGAUGCUGUUUUCUACAGGCCACCAUCAGACCAGAUCAAAUUAAUAGAAAGUUAUGCUACAUGUACUAGAAAAUUUUUUGGUUGGUUGAAUUCUGUUGAAGAAUCUGAUACUCAAUAGAGGUUUCAGAAAUCUGUAUCUAUUACCAACUGUUAUGGGACUAAGCCAAAGUUUUAGGGUUAUGACUGCUUUUUCAAGUCUGCGUUUACACCAUUUUGAAUAUAUUACUUUAUUAUACAUAUAUAAAAUUAAACAUGACGAUUUUGUGAAGUCAUAUAAAUAAGUGCAGAGUGACCAUAAAAAUGUCAUGCUGAAAGUCAUGAUUAAAAUGGCACAAUCUAGAGUGACUAUUUAGGGUGAACAUAAAACCUACAUUGCUUAUUGAACACUCUAUAAAAUUUAGUAAAACAUAUUAUAAUAUUACAUCAUAAAAAUGUAUAACUGUAUAUUUACUUCAUAAAAAUUUAAAAUACAGAGUGACACAAAAAACUGGGCACAAAAUAAUACAAAAUAAUUUGAAGAAAAUAAAGGUUAUCAACUUUAAUUUUCUGGUAGAUUAGUCUGCUUGGAUGGAUGUCUAAAAGCAAAAAUUGACUGUGAUAGAUUGAUGUUUCCAUAUAUGUUGU
Molecule: messenger RNA, 2311 nt
Organism: Owenia fusiformis
Lineage: Eukaryota; Metazoa; Annelida; Polychaeta; Sabellida; Oweniidae
Source: the annotation of a GenBank genome assembly